Messenger RNA from Asterias rubens (European starfish), 6083 nucleotides. RefSeq names its product nuclear envelope pore membrane protein POM 121-like. NCBI's taxonomy places the organism in Eukaryota, Metazoa, Echinodermata, Asteroidea, Forcipulatida, Asteriidae. The transcript is spliced from 9 exons. The coding region runs from base 18 to 4001 and encodes 1327 amino acids. The record is from RefSeq and is a predicted model, not a curated record.
CACCACCACCAUCAAAGAUGUCUGAACGUCGACUGCUCAUCUUUUUGUGCAUAAUUUGUCCAUUUAUUCUUCACUUUGGUCUGAGUUUUGGUGUGCUGUCAGUAAUUCUACUAUGGGCAACAUUCACUGCGUCAGUUUUGGCGUUCACAACCAUAAUCAGCAGAAAAACAGCGGGAGCAACACAACAAAAAUAUGCAGUUGUCACACACUCGUCGGCAAAACGUGCGAAACGGGACAGCGGCCCCGGUGACAACGGUGAUCGCACCGCCGGAGCCGAAUGCCGUAAAGCCACAGGCCCUGGGACCGGCAGAAGUAGCCCUUUCAAAAACUACGUUUCACAACCAGUGAUUAGCCCCAUCAUUUCACCAAUAAGUCCACCUCAUAAAACCUUUCUAAGAAGAGAGUCAGAAUAUUUCCAAGGCUCCGGACAUGCAACUGCAGAAAGUGGAUGGAAGAGUAAACAUUUCGAGCCGGUAAUUUUGUCAAAGUCGCCAGAUCAUCACCAUAGAAAUCAAGAUUUGUACGUUUCCAGAGGUCUAUACUCAUCACCUGGUUAUAGUUUUUCUGAGAAAAUUUCACCUAGACAGGUAUCCAACAUAAACACCAGCUUUGGCAGGUCUCCGCUGUCAAAAAGUGUGCGGUCACCUUUAAUUUCGCCAUCAAAGAAUCAUUUUAUAAAUUCAUCACCACAACCCUUCAAGCCAAUUCACAAGAUGUCGUAUCCCUUGGACCACGACAGCAGCAUCCCGCUUCCCCUGACGAACCGUCACUACCCUACCCACCAGCCUCAAUAUACCCGUACCAGCAUGGGGCUCCUACCAGCGAGCUCCAUCUUCUACGGAGAUGGGGCGGGGCUCUCCUUCAGCCCUCUCAGGAAAGGGAGCGGAGUCAGGACUCAUAGUCCAGUCACGGUGAAGAUUGCACGACCAGACAAUAGACGGUCUGCAAGUCCACUAUUUCGUCGGUUAUCUCUGGAGCGAAACAGCGGGAGUCCGAACCCUCUCCAUAGGGACGCAGUCAUAGCAGCAUUGAACGAGAAACGCAAGAGGAUUCAGACAGAGGAGCCGGAUGAUGCUAGUAGUGUAGCCUCGUCAGCUGGAGUCAUUGCUAAACGCAGGCGUCUUGAGAAUGGAUCAAGGAGCAGCACUCCAAGCAUAGCGGACUCGUCCAAUUACUCCAUGAUCAACGGCUACCCGCAGUCGGACAGCUCGCCGGAGGGUAGUACAAGGGCAAAAAGAGCCUCCCAUUGGUCAGGAAUGAGAGGGGUGCAGUCUCACACCCCCCGGAAUGCAAUCGACAGCUCCGUCAGUUCCAGUCGGAGAGCGUCCAUGGCAAAUAUGAUGAUGAGAAAAAGAGUAAUGAGCCAGCCUCCGAUGCCGGAAGAUUCUCCUACCAAGAAACCAUGGCAACCUCCCGGCAGUCCUCAAAGUGGCGAGGCAGGGAGCAGAGAAGACGUCUUACAAUCCACUCCUCAAGUCAGACUGACCGCGGCCAGACUGACAGAGAAGAUUGGAAAACCUGAUUCAGAAAUGCAAGAGGUUACUGAUGAUCCAAAAAGCUCUAAAGACGCCACGCCGUCCGAAGUGCUGGCUAAGAGUCUGCUAACGUCCAGAUUGAAAACACCGAAACUUGAUAAGCAGAGACAUCAUAUGCUUAAGAAGUCCGGCUCCCCUGGAGAAUACACGGCCGCAGAUCUCCAAGAAGAUCGACACUUUGCCAAGCAGCGAGUCAACUACAUCCUUGGUUCACUGCAGGAGGAUGAGGAUAAAGGUAAGCCACAAAAUGAACCAGAAGUCACCACAACAAGCUUAGGGUCUGCAAACCCUGUGAUCUCAACUGGCUCGGCUGCUCCCUCAUCUCUGUCUUCGACUGAGAUGCUCAAACUCAGCACAAUGAAAACCUUGCCGGUCUCCUCACUCUCAAAAGACGGCCUGCAGCUUCCAAGCUUAAAUAGCAACAACAGCGGAACUAUUGGUAGCGGCAAACAGGCGCAACUUCAGAGCACAGUUGCAAGUAAACAACCGUCUAGUGCUCCCCUCGGUGUGUCCAAGACAUCUCUUGGUGGUGGUUUCCUGACAGCUGGCCUUGAAAAGCCGACUGGAAUCAUUCCUAGUUCCUCCACAUCCUCAUCAGUGCUUGGGGUUACUGUGACUGAUAAAGCUAAGCCCUCUUCUGGAAUCAACCCCACAGCUUCAUCCAUACAGACUCCCGUUGGGCAGUCACUUGCAUCAGUAGCACCAAAGAAAGAUUCUGUUUUGAAGGGAUUGCUAGCUGGUACAGACAUUGCAGCCACUGCGUCUCCACUUCAGCUUGGUGGGGCCACCUCGAGUUCAGCUUUUGGUCAGUUAGCGGGGAAGCUAACCACCACGUCCCAAGCAGGACAUGGUGUUAAUCCCUUAUCAAAGCCAGUGGGCAGUGGAAUCUUGACUCAGGGAACUCCUACAAGUGGGCUGACUGGAUUCUUAUCGCAACCACAAACCUCUACCAUCACCUCAUCUCAAGGUAGUCUACAACCUGCGUCCACAGCAUCGGGACAACUCCAGAACAGCAGCAUAAGUUCUUCGCUCUUUUCUCAGGUCGUGCCAAGUUCAUCGGUAACACAAACCACGACCCCUGUUGGGACACAAGCAAUAUCGAGUUCUGGAUUUCAGUUCGGUGCUUCAGUGGGUAAACCACCAGCAGCAACGAGCAAUCCUAUGUCUGGGUCCUUGUUCGUGUCGUCAGCCCAGGCUGCACCAAGUAACACUCAAUCAACUUUCCAAUUUGGAGGGACAACUUCUCAAGUCCCUCAAAGCAGUGCCCCGUCUACAACCGGAUUCCAAUUUUCAUCCACAAAGGCAACCACAGCUUCAACACUUGGAACAGCUGGACUCUCAUUCGGCGGCGUGCCUACUGCCGCACCAUCUACACAGAGCAGUAUAGCGCAGCCGAGUACUCCGUUCCAAUUUGGUGGUGCCACUCCUUCGACUAGCAAUACAGGUACCCCUGUGUUUUCCCUCGGGGGAUCAGCCGGCACUUUAGCUGGCCAAACCACUCAGAUGUCAUCAGGAUUUUUGAGUACCCCCUCAGUUGCCGGAAGCUCCAUGUUCGGUGCAGCCAAUCCCGCUGCUGCCACCAAACCAAGUUUUACCCAAGGUUUUGGUCAGUCAGUGAAUUCUAAACCAGCUCAGCCCUCUGCAUCUACUUUUGGAAAUCAAGGGAUAGGCAUGGGUGGCGCAGGUGUACCUCAGUUCAAGCCAGCCUUUGGUGCAGCAACGCAACAAUCCCAACAGCCAAGUCAACCGUCUUUUCAGUUUGGUGGCAGCCCAGCAGUCUCCGCAACCCAGCCUGCCGCAGCCGGUAGCGGCGGUUUCACAUUCAACGCAAAGCCUGCAGCAAGUACUGGGUCUGUCUUCGGAACAGGUGCAGCACCUGCUGCUGGGGCCUCUCCGUUUCAAACGGGUGCCGCAAGCUCAACAGCUGGAAUGUUUGGCCAGCAGUCCUCCCAACCACCUUCCUUCGGAUCAACAUCUCAGCCGACCAAUACCUUUGGUGGUACAGCUCCGGGACAAAGUAUGUUCGGAAGUCAGUCUUCCACACCUGCACCGAGCGUAGGGGGGUUCAACUUUGGGGCAUCCAACCCUUCUCAAGCAAGUCAGAACUCUGGAUUCGCUUUUGGAGCAGCAGCAGCAGUAGCGACCCAACCACCAGCGGCUUCACAGCCGGCCACCGGUGGGCUAUUCCAGUUUGGUCAGGCCGGCCAGCAAGCCAGUCAACCCAUGGGUUCAGUAGGUGGCUUUGCCUCACCGAGCAGACCAACAUCAUUUAACUUUGGUGCUGGUGGAGGAGGAGCGGGGGGCGGAGGAUUCGGCACUCCUGCCCCAUCAGCAGCUCCCGCUUUCGGAGCUGGAACUCCAACAAAUCCUGGAGGCUUCAACCUCGGAUCGUCUGCCUCUGCAUCAACCCAGAGACGGACAAGCAGAUUGACUCGGCAGAACAGGCAGAGAACUGGCCGUCGAUAAGGAUGCACGGUGACCGUUGUAGAUAUUGUAUAAACCUGCUAAUGUAACUGGGGGGGGGGGGGUGGUGGUUAUAACACUGUUUCAGUCAGGCACACCAGAGUUGCCCCGAACCAAAUAGAUUAAGAGCGACUCUAGGUAGACCCUAAUAAGUUUUGGUUUCGAACAGCCGAACUUAACAUAACAUUGGUUCGGAUCAUGACGAGAUCAUAGUCUGAAACCAAGGCACUCCAGAGUCAUUCCGAAAGACUGCAACAGUUUAACUUUCAACUUCUAGUGUGCCAGUCGCUCCUAACUGUUUGGUUCGGCGCGACUCUGUAGCAUCUGUCUUAAACAGAUGUUACACAGACAACAUAAUUUGUUGUCUAAGAGUUUCAUAUUCCUGCAGAGUUGACGCUUCAUUCUAAAAAAUAAAAUAAAUAAAAAAAUAAAAAAGGGCGAGGCAGCUUUACGUUGUACGAGAAGGGCACCUCAAUGAGGGAAAUGUUCAACUAUAUCGGGGGAAAUUCAUAUAGCAUGGCUUGGAGGCAAUGGAGGAAAUUGCCUCCAAUGUCCCAUUGCCGCUAUGAAGUAUCAACCCUUCUCUAGAAAGGCAAUUAGUGCAUGUGUGUAGACAUUGUAUACUCAAAACUUUCCCAAUUUUUGUGAAAAAAAUCACGGGCAUAUUACUUGGGUUAAAAUUUUACAUCUAGUAGUGCAUAUUUUUUGUUCAUAUAAUAUGCAAACAAACAAAUUUCUGCCAAAAAAUCUAUGUUUUAUUACAUUAAACAUCCCAUAUCUAAAUCUGAAUUUUGUUGUUCAUAAUUUCCUCUUCAUCCCGUUAGUUGUGCUAACAUAGACUAGGGCCCAAUUUCAUAAAGCCUGUAAGCACAAAAACUUGCUAAGCAAAGACAAGUAUUGCUUAUUAAACAGAGACAGGUUACAAGAUAACAUUACACAAACAAAUUUGUUUAGCAGAGACAUUUGUCGAGCAGUAUUUUUUUGCUAAACAGCUGUAUGGCACUGGGCCCUGUCAACGUCCCUCUCAAGCCAUCAAGAUAAUCGCUACAGAUAUUAGUUACAUUUUCGAUUUUGUAUGUUUGUUUAUUAAUUUGGUGACAAUGUAAAUAAUUAUGAUCAUUAUAGAAACUAAUCAUGAGAAACUAAUGUGAAUUUAAACUUGUUUUCGUCCCAGGACUGUUCAAACUAUUUGUAUAAAUACUGGCCUUCCUGUAUCAUUAUGUGAAUUUGAAAUUCUUUAAGCUAUUUUGUAUGCUCUUCCUAUUUUGUGUUAUAUAUAUAUUUUUUUUGCUGAAUUCUUUAAGCUAUUUUGUAUGCUCUUCCUAUUUUGUGUUAUAUAUAUAUUUGUUUUGCUGAAGUACCUCUUUGAACUGUUUGAAAAAAUGCAAUGAUGAAAGAGUAAAGAGUGAUGUGGGUGUUACAGUUACACAGCUAUGUUCGGAAAACCCUAUGUUCCAAGACUCAUAUACGCCUCUCUUAAUAUUUAUGCAUAAGGUACGUCACAAUGCUAACUCAAAACGAGGUGAUGGGCGCAGCCACUGCAAGUAAUGGAAAACGUGCGCCCAUAGCCUCAUUUUGGGUAAGAAUUAUGACAUCAUGCAUAAACAUUUAGAGAGGCGUAUGGUCUGUGUCACAGAGAAACCCUGUAGCUUUGUUUUUUAAUGCAUAUUCACUAGCUGACAUCACUAUUGAUGAGCUAAUAUGAAUAUUGAUGACUUGUAAACCGGAGUAUGAGUAAUGCAUAUCAUUAAAUCGCCACCCAAUCAAGCAAUUGCGGUUAGCAUUUUGUAACAAACGAUUUUACAAUCAAAGACCAACUCGACCGAUCCAAGGCAACGUGUUACUUUAACUGUUUUAUAGUCGUUAUAUUAUACCACUCUACAUGUAAUGUACCUCAAUUUUUCAAAGUAUGGUUUUAAAAAAAAAAACGCUCUAUAAAAACCACGGUUGCAUUUGUUGUCUUGCCCUAAGUUGACCGCAGCAUUUGACAACUACAUUAUUUCACUCGUCAAGUAUGGUAUUUGUGUACAGUCGUUAUUGUGAUAGUUGUACAAUAAAAACGAAUUUCUAAUAGAAAUACUCACA